AUGCUGCAAUGGAUGCGGGUGCCUUGUCCUGACAUUCACAUCCCUCACCCGACAACGCUACGCGAGUGCCACAGGUUCAAGGACGAGGAGCGCGUGCGGGAUGCGGUGAAGCACGCCCUGCGUAUUGGGUACCGGCACCUGGACUGCGCUGCGCUGUACGGCAACGAGCAGGCUGUGGGAGAGGCCAUCAAGGCGAGCGUGGACGAUGGCGCUGUGCGGAGAAACGAGGUGUACGUGGCCAGCAAACUGUGGAACAACCGGCACCGGCCACACCUGGUUGAGGACGCGUGCGCACAGAGCAUGGCCGACCUUGGCGUGGACCACCUCGACUGCUACAUGAUGCACUGGCCGUGCCCUUGGACGCCAGAGUCUGCGCUCGUGAGCAAGGAGCUUGGCGGCAACUUCAAGUACGAACACGACAUGGAGGUGAAGCUGGAGGACACGUGGAAGGCCAUGGAACAGCUGUACCUGGACAAGAAGGUGCGGCAUAUCGGCGUGUCCAACUUCAGCAUCCGGCAGCUGCAGGAGCUCAUGGACGUGGCCAGCAUCAAGCCCGCCGUCAACGAGGUGGAGCUGCACCCCUACCACCAGAACACCAACCUGGUCAAGUUCUGCCAGAACAACGGCAUCCACGUCACCGCCUACUCGCCGCUGGGCAAGAUUGGCUACCGCAACCCGGGCGACCCGUGCCUGAUUGACGACCCCGUGCUGCAAGAUGUGGCCAAGCGCCACGCCAACAAGACGCCCGCGCAGGUGGCGCUCAAGUGGAACGUACAGCGCGGCGUGGGUGUGAUCCCAAAGUCGCUCACACCAAGCAGGAUCGAGAGCAACUUCAACCUGGACGACUUUUCGCUCACCGAGCGCGACAUGCAGGAGAUUGCUAAGCUAAACCGCAACCAUCGCUUUGUUCGCCCGCCAUGGUGGUCGUUCCCAGACGACAAGCACGAGCUGCCAUGAGACUGUUUAUUUGUGUGUUUGUGUGUGUGAGU
Salpingoeca rosetta is the source of this 989-nucleotide messenger RNA. Its product is annotated as 2,5-didehydrogluconate reductase. NCBI's taxonomy places the organism in Eukaryota, Choanoflagellata, Craspedida, Salpingoecidae. Gene Ontology annotation, cellular component: cytosol. The coding region runs from base 1 to 957 and encodes 318 amino acids. The record is from RefSeq and is a predicted model, not a curated record. The transcript has 3 exons. Gene Ontology annotation, molecular function: aldose reductase (NADPH) activity.